This is a messenger RNA of Malassezia restricta, 1071 nucleotides long. RefSeq lists its product as uncharacterized. The transcript has a single exon. The record is from RefSeq and is a predicted model, not a curated record. Gene Ontology annotation, biological process: lipid metabolic process. Gene Ontology annotation, molecular function: phosphoric diester hydrolase activity. NCBI's taxonomy places the organism in Eukaryota, Fungi, Basidiomycota, Malasseziomycetes, Malasseziales, Malasseziaceae. The coding region runs from base 1 to 1071 and encodes 356 amino acids.
AUGUUCCGUUGUUGGGCCAGUGUGAUAUUAGCGCUGAUUGUGACAGCCACGUAUGUGACAUCAUUGCCAGGAUCUUAUGCAAUCCAAAGGCGUGCAUCAAAAUGCAAUGGUUAUCAAGAUCUAUGCAAUCGUAAAUACUCCAACGUUACCCACAUUGGUGCGCAUGAUUCCUUCGCCGUGGGCAAGCUGGGCUCGUUGGGAUCAAAUCAGGAAGCGAAUGUGACAGUGCAGCUUGAAGAUGGUAUACGUCUUCUUCAGAUUCAGACGCAUGCAUCCUCAGGCCAUCAAGAUUCUAACCCAUCUGGGUUGAGUCUUUGUCAUACGUCUUGUGCGCUCAAGAACGGCGGCACACUAGAAUCGUACUUGCGACAAGUGAAGCAGUUCCUUGACCAGAACAAGAAUGAGAUCGUUACACUGGUCAUUACGAAUCCAGAUAACAAGCCUGUCAGUAACUUUGCUAAGGCGUUUGAAAAUACGGGUUUAAACUCAAUGGCAUACAGGGCAAACUCGAACAGUAUCUCGAAAAAUGACUGGCCUACUCUCCAGGAACUCAUCAGCCAGAACCAGCGCGUGGUUGUUUUUCUUGACUAUAAGGCAGAUGUGAACCAAGCAAAGUACAUUCUGCCCGAGUUUCAAAAUAUCUGGGAAAACCCGUACGACCAGACGUCGAGCAACUUUAACUGCACACCCGAUCGGUAUAUUCAUGGCACCCAAAACAAGAUGUACCUAAUCAAUCACUUCAAAAACAGCAUGGUUAUUUCAAGUAAGAUUUCGUCGCCUGAUACAGAACAUAUUAAGGAUACCAACUCAGUCUCGUCGAUUUUAAAGGAUGCCAAUCAUUGUGCGCAGCAGCAAAAUGCUUAUCCAACAUUUGUACUCGUGGACUAUUACUCGCAAGGCAAUGGCAGUGUUUUUAAGGCCUUAGCCAAGCUGAACGGCGUCAACUACGAAGACAAGGAGUUGAACGCAAAUCAGACCCAAGACGGCGACGCCGCCGUGGGACCUCUACGUGUCAGUCUGCCUAUUUUGCUGGGGGCAAUGAUAGGCGUUGCGACAGUGAUCCUGAUAUAA